GGGGCGGCCUGGCAGGAAGCAGCGCGUACCUUCCGCUGCAGGAGGAGCAGGUGGCUACAGUGCGGGCCAGGGCCCCCAGGCUUCCUGUGUGUGCGCCCGCCCGCUACUGUUUCUUGUCGGAGCUCGUUGGGCCAUCCGGCGGCCCGGCCCGGCCCCAUGGCCCAGACCCCCGACGGCAUAUCCUGUGAGCUGCGAGGCGAGAUCACCAGAUUCCUGUGGCCCAAGGAGGCUGAGCUGCUGCUGAAAACCUGGCUACCAGAACGGGAGGGUGCUGAGCGAGGUCAUGUCUUGGCACUGCUACGAUGGAGAGCCUACCUGCUCCACACCUGCCUUCCCCUGAGGGUGGACUGCACAUUCAGCUACCUGGAGGUCCAGGCCAUGGCACUGCAGGAGACACCCCCUCAGGUCACUUUUGAGCUAGAGUCUCUGCCUGAGCUGGUCCUGGAGUUUGCUGGUGUAGCUGCCCUGGAACAGCUGGCCCAGCACAUUGCUGCAGCCAUCAAGAAGGUCUUCCCUCGCUCGAACCUUGGGAAGCUAUUCCGGAAGCCCACAUCCUCCUCCAUGCUGGCUCGGCUAGAGAGAAGCAGCCCCUCCGAAGACACCUUGCCCAGCAGCCCCUGUGGUGGCUUCUUGGAGACGUAUGAGGCUCUGUGUGACUACAAUGGCUUCCCUUUCCGAGAGGAGAUUCAGUGGGAUGUGGACACCAUCUACCAUCGUCAGGGCUGCCGCCACUUCAGCCUAGGCGACUUCAGCCAUCUGGGCAGUCGCGACCUGGCGUUGAGUGUGGCUGCCCUGUCCUACAACCUGUGGUUCCAGUGCCUCUCCUGUGUGGACAUGAAGCUGAGCCUUGAGGUCUCGGAACAGAUUCUGCACAUGAUGAGUCAAUCGUCCCACCUGGAGGAGCUAGUGCUAGAGAACUGUGGCCUGAGGGGAGACUUUGUCCGGCGACUGGCCCAGGCACUGGCAGGGCACUCAAGCUCUGCCCUCCGGGAGCUUAGCCUGGCGGGGAACCUGCUGGAUGAUCGAGGCAUGGCUGCUCUCAGCAGACACCUAGAGUAUCGUCCUGGAGCCCUGAGGAAACUCAGCCUAGCGCAGACAGGGUUGACAGCUCGAGGAAUGAGGUCUCUGGGCCGGGCACUGGCUUCCAAUGUGGCCUUUGACUCUGCCCUGACCCACUUGGAUCUUUCCGGGAACCCUGGGGCGCUGGGGUCCUCGGAGGACAGUGGGGGCCUCUAUAGUUUCCUGAGCCGUCCUAAUGUUCUGAUGUUCCUGAAUCUCGCGGGCACCGACACCGCCCUGGACACUCUCUUCGCAGCGCUGGCCGGCGGCUGCUGCACUAGCCUCAGCCACCUGGACGCCUCGAGGAACGUCUUCUCCCGCACGAAGUCCCGGGCUGCGCCCGACGCGCUCCAACUCUUCCUCAGCCGUGCGGAGACGCUUCGGCACCUGGGCCUGGCGGGCUGUAAGCUGCCGCCCGACGCGCUCAGGUCAGUGUCGCUGCCUACGGUUACGCCCCGGCGUGUGCGGCCACCACUCAGGCCGGGGCCCCAGAGCUUCACCCCGCUCCUAUCGCCCCCUCGACCUUCCGGUAUCCUGCCCCUUCCUUCUUGCUAUUCGUUCGCGCCCUGGGGCCCCCUUUCCCAGCUCCCGCCACCCCCUGUGACAUCCUCUCCCAGGGCCCUUUUGGAAGGCCUUGCGCUAAACACGCACACGGGCGACCUGCACCUGGACCUCAGCGCUUGUGAGCUGCGUUCAGCGGGCGCUCAGGUGAUACAGGACUUAGUGUGCGACGCCGGCGCAGUGAGCUCCCUGGAUCUGGCGGAUAAUGGCUUCGGCUCAGACAUGGUGACUCUGGUGCUGGCCAUCGGGAGGAGUCGGUCCCUGCGACAUGUGGCACUUGGAAGGAACUUCAACGUCCGGUGCAAGGAGACCCUGGACGACGUCCUGCACCGGAUUGUCCAGCUCAUGCAGGAUGAUGACUGUCCCCUACAGUCUCUGUCGGUGGCUGAGUCGCGGCUGAAGCUGGCCUCCAGCGUCCUGCUCCGGGCCCUGGGCACGAAUCCUAACCUGACGGCGCUGGAUAUCAGCGGCAACGCCAUGGGGGAUACCGGCGCCAAGAUGCUGGCCAAGGCACUUCGGGUCAACACUAGGCUCCGGUCUGUCGUCUGGGACCGGAACCACACGUCUGCUCUGGGCCUGCUGGACGUAGCGCAGGCCCUGGAGCAGAACCGCAGCCUAAAGGCCAUGCCUCUGCCACUGAACGACGUGGCCCAGGCACAUCGCAGCCGCCCGGAAAUGACCACACGUGCAGUGCAUCAGAUCCAAGCCUGUCUUUUGAGGAAUAACCGUGCGGACCAUGCCUCUUCUGACCGCACUUGCUGUCCGCAGCCACCGGGUCUGGUCUCCGACCCUUCAGAGCAGGAAGUGAACGAACUGUGUCAGUCAGUGCAGGAGCAUGUAGAGCUACUGGGCUGUGGGGCUGGACCCCAGGGUGAAGCUGCUGUGCACCAGGCUGAGGAUGCCAUCCAAAAUGCCAACUUCUCUCUCAGUAUUCUCCCAAUUCUGUAUGAGGCUGGAAGCUCCCCAAGUCAUCAGUGGCAGCUGCGGCAAAAGCUAGAGGGCCUCCUGGGACAGGUGGGCGAGGUCUGCCGUAAAGAUAUUCAAGAUUUCACUCAGGCUACAUUGGACACAACAAGGAGCCUCUGCCCACAGAUGCUACAGGGACCCAGGUGGAGGGAGCAGCUAGAGGGGGUUCUGGUGGGCUCAAGGGGCCUCCCAGAACUGCUCCCAGAGCACCUGCUGCAAGAUGCCUUCACUAGGCUCCGGGAUAUGCGGUUGUCAGUCACGGGGACCUUGGCAGAGAGCAUUGUGGCUCAGGCCUUGGAGGGGCUGAAUGCAGCCCGUGAUCGGCUGGGUGCCUUAUUGCAGGUGGAGAGUCUGGCUCAGCAGGCAACAGUGACAGUGCCUCCUGCCAUACCAGCACUGGAUGGAGGUGAGCCCAGCCCCCUUGGGCCUGGGGAAUUGGAAGGUCUUUUCUUCUCUGAGGAGGUGAGGGAAAAGCAGAAGGAUGAAGAGGAACAGAAGCAUGACAGUCCUCCACAGAAAUGGCCUGAGUCCAGCCAAUGUUUUCACCUGGUCCUCUCCACUCACAGUGCUGCUGAGGAACCGGAGCCCGAGCUGGCGGCUCCGGGGGAAGAUGCAGAGCCGCAGGCGGGGCCUUCUGCCCGUGGCUCUCCGAGCCCUGCCACCCCGGGUCCCCAGGCCGGCCCACUGCCUUGCAUGGACCUGCCACCCUCUGGGGAACCCUUACGCCAUCCGACCCGGGCCCGGCCGCGGCCGCGGCGCCAGUACCACCACCGUCCGCCACCGGGGGGCCCCCAGGUGCUCCCAGCCCUGCCGCAGGAAGGGAAUGGACUCAGUGCCCGCGUGGACGAAGGCGUGGAGGAAUUCUUCUCCAAAAGGCUGAUCCAGCAGGAUAGCCUCUGGGUUCCUGAAGAGGACUCAGCCAAUGAAGGGGGUACCACCCCUGUCCCCCGUACACUGAGAAAGAAGCUGGGUACCCUGUUUGCCUUUAAGAAGCCUCGUUCAACGCGGGGGUCACGGCCUGAUCUAGAGACCAGCCCUGGGGCAGCUCCCCGUACUCGAAAGACCACACUUGGAGACCUGUUGCGGCCACCAUCCCGCCCCGGUCGUGGGGAGGAGCCUGGUGGAGCUGAGGGGGGCACCAGCAGCCCAGACCCGGCCCAUAGGAGCCGGCCUCGUUACACCCGGGAAAGCAAGGCCUAUUCAAUGAUACUACUACCUGCUGAGGAGGAGGAAACACUGGGCACCAGACCUGACAAGCGGCGGCCCCUGGAGCGGGGAGACACAGAGCUGGCCCCAUCCUUUGAACAGCGGGUACAAGUGAUGCUGCAGAGGAUUGGUGUGAGCAGAAGCAGCGGGAGUGCUGAAGGCAAGAGGAAGCAAAGCAAGGAUGGAGAGAUCAAGAAGGCUGGCUCGGAUGGCUGGUGCCUGAACCCCCAGCCCCUUGCAGGUGACAUUAUGGACAGUUCCACAGAGGACCCUCCCAUCUCAAUCAAGUCCCGCACCCACUCCGUGUCGGCUGACCCCUCAUGCAGACUUGGUCCAGGGAGCCAAGGUCCGGAGUCCACCACCUGGAAGACACUAGGACAGCAGCUGAAUGCAGAGCUCAGGGGCCGUGGUUGGGGCCAACAGGAUGGUCCAGGCCCCCCCUCCCCUUGUCCCAGCCCCAGUCCACGAAGAACCAGCCCCUCCCCUGACAGCCUGGUCCUCCCAGAGGACCCUUGCUUGGGCCCUAGGAACGAAGAUGGCCAGCUGAGGCCGAGGCCUCUCUCGGCAGGGCGACGAGCAGUGUCUGUGCAUGAGGACCAGCUCCAGACCCCUUCUGAACGGCCCCUGCGGUUGCAGCGCUCCCCUGUUCUCAAGCGGAGGCCAAAGCCUGAGGCACCCUCAUCUCCAGGCCUAGGAUCUGGCCUUGGAGCCCAACCUCUGCCCCCACAACCCACAGAGCCCUCUAGUCCUGAGCAGAAGCCACCCUCCCCAGCCACAGACCAAAGAGGCGGCGGCCCCAACCCCUGACCCUCUCCUUUUCCUGCCGCAUGAGAUUAUUUUAUUAAAAAACUCGAAGCAGA
Molecule: messenger RNA, 4652 nt
Organism: Neofelis nebulosa (Clouded leopard)
Lineage: Eukaryota; Metazoa; Chordata; Mammalia; Carnivora; Felidae
Gene: CARMIL2
Product: capping protein regulator and myosin 1 linker 2
Exons: 38
Coding region: 157-4599 (1480 amino acids)
Biological process (GO): cell migration; regulation of Arp2/3 complex-mediated actin nucleation
Cellular component (GO): plasma membrane; lamellipodium
Molecular function (GO): protein binding
Source: RefSeq, a predicted model, not a curated record